Messenger RNA from Talaromyces atroroseus, 2334 nucleotides. RefSeq lists its product as hypothetical. The transcript is spliced from 8 exons. Gene Ontology annotation, molecular function: FAD binding. Lineage: Eukaryota; Fungi; Ascomycota; Eurotiomycetes; Eurotiales; Trichocomaceae. Gene Ontology annotation, cellular component: cytosol. Bases 1 to 2334 code for a protein of 777 amino acids. The record is from RefSeq and is a predicted model, not a curated record.
AUGAAGUUACUAAUUUCUACUAUUCUCAUUGGAAUAUUUGCUACAAUCGGCGCCGUGGAAGCGGAUGAUGCAUGGCAGCAGCUGACAAAAGGCUUCAGCGAUAUAUCAACACUAUCUGCCCUAAAAGAGGCAGCACAGACGCCUUUCAAUACCACGGACACGUCUUCCAGGGCCCAGAGAGCUUGCGGUCUUGCGAAACUAUUAUUCCAUUACCCUGAUAAUCGAGAUGCGAUUCCCGGCUACAUUACUCAACAGUCAACACUAUACCUAAACAUCACCCGGCAUUACUGGUCAGAUAAUUGCUGGCAGAAUACUUCAUGUAUUGUGUCUCCAAUGAACGCAAGAGAAGUGGCACGAAUCAUGGCUAUUGUUCGGUUUACGCAGACGCGCUUCUCAGUGCGAAGCGGAGGACAUGAUUUCAACGUCAACCACAGCAGCACGAAUCACGAUGGCAUUUUGAUCAACGUGGCUAAUUUCAACAGCAUCUCGCUCAGCGCAGACAAAGGAAGCCUGACCGUCGGCGUUGGCAGCCGCUGGGGGGCUGUCUACAGCGCUUUGAACGGCACAGGGGUGUCAGUGAAUGGCGCUCGAAGCCCCAAUCCAGCAGUCGGUGGACAGACACUCGGCGGUGGAAUUGGAUGGUUCACAAAUCAGGCCGGCGUCACUGCAGCAUCUGUCAUUGCUGCAGAAGUCGUGUUGGCCAAUUCGUCGCGACUGGGUGCUAACGAUACCAAUGCGAAUAUCGUCUAUCAAUUGUCAGAAGACACGACAGAGGCACAGUCCUUUGUUGCUUUUCUCUAUCUCAAUCCUAAUGUACAUGGACCAUCAGUGUUCAGUCCAUUCGAUAACAUCAAUCCGGCCGGAGUGAUGAUCAAUGCCACCGUUGGAACUGUCGCCGAUUUGACGGCCAAUUUCGACACUUUGCAAUAUCCGGAUGCAGGAGUACCCCCAUCAAGGGACUACGUAGUCUCGCUGCCACACACAGUUGACAAAGCAACGUACCAGGAAAGCUAUACGGCCUUUGCGGCGUAUGCAAAACAAGCCAUGAUCGCCGGCUGGAGCAUGGCUUACGGUGCACAGCCGAUAUCCAUGUACGCCGUGCGCGAAUCGUCGAACACGCCACUCAACUUGAGCGAUGUCGAUCAGGACUGGUUCCAUGUGACGGCGCAGUGGACAUCGCCUGACGACGAUGGAGGCGUAAUGCAGCUCAUUCACCAUAUUGGCAGCGACAUUGCCGCGUCAGCGUCGCGCGAUGGGGCCAGCCUUGCAUAUCGGUUCAUGAACGAUGCCUAUGACGGCCAGAAUGUCUUGUCCGGCUAUGGUGAGGGAAAUCUGGGGCGGCUGAGAGAGAUAGCCAACAAAUAUGAUCCCGAAGAACGAAACAAGCGAGGAACGAAGAUGGCACCCCAUUUCAUUUUUGGAACAGCCACGCUCGGCAUGGACCAGACGCAGUUCCACAACGCCGAAUCAGUCACAGCCCUUCUCCAAACCCUCGAAACGCUUGACAUUUACCGUCUUGACACCGGCACCCGCUACCCACCGCUCAAUCCUGGCAGGUCGGAACAGCUGAUUGGCGAGGUGUCAAAGGAGUUGGGGAGCAAGUUCACGGUCGACACCAAGAUAUAUACGGACACGAAGACAGAUGGCAGUGAAGAUCUGAGCAGCGAAGCUAUACAGCAUUCAGUCAACGCGAGUUUGCGGCGGCUUCAGCGGGUAGAAGGGGUAAAUGUCCUCUAUGUACAUCGGCCUGAUCCUGCGACGCCCCUGGAGGAGCAGAUAGAAGAGUUUAAUAGGCAGAUAUCACAGGGCCAUUGCAAGGCUCUGUUUUUGGAUCUGUGUGAGCAUCAGGGCUGGCAGAAACCCAAUUGCUACCAGGGCAAUUACAAUCUGAUCACACGAGGAAUGGAGACAAGGCUCUUGCCAAUCCUCCGAGCUAAUGGUAUUUCCCAUAAUGCCUUUCAGCCACUCGCGGCAGGCUUCCUUACAGGGAAACUAGUAAACAACCAGCAUGAUGGCACUCGUUUUGGAGAUGAGAACCCACUCGGUAAAGCAGCACAGAAACUGUUUGAAGCGGCAGAAUUGCUUGACGCGAUGAAGACAUUUGAUACAAAAGUCAAAGCAUGCGGCCUAUCCUCUCUCGAUGUGGCUAUCCGAUGGAUUGCCCAUCACUCCGCGUUGUCGAAUGAUGAUGGCAUCAUUCUGGGUGCUAGUAAGACACCACAGAUAUCUGAAAUGGUGGAAAUGGCCCGAAAGGGCUCUUUGCCAGCGAAGGUGCUGGAUCUCACCGAAGAACUAUGGGAUGCAGUUAAAGAAAUACAGGGCCAAAUUAUCUAG